CUUCACUCCCGCAUGCACACAAAUUCCACGAGCAGUGUGUGUCUCGCAGCGCGCGCUGCAUCUUGUGCAUAACUGGGGACACUGGUUUUAACAAAACAACAUACAGCACUACGCACAGAAAAGACCGAGAGAUAACAGAAACACAAUGUUGCUGAUGCUCCUGGAACGUCACCCUAACAUGGAGACUUACUUCUCUGGUUUCCGGACUUCAUAGUGGCAAAAAUUUACUGGAUACGUUGUGAGCACGGAGAGAGCGGGGCUUGUGUCGGCAACAUUUUGCGGGCCCUCUAUGAAACUGAAGAUGAGAGCAGCUCACCAGGACGCAAUGGGUCCUCGGGUAUUGUACCUAUGUGCUCUAUAUCUGUCCACUGAUCACACAACCUAACGCACAGCGCGUCUCCACUGAUGACAUUCUCUAGGACUAAUGACUUUAUCAACAUUUGAAUGCUGUUUUGGGGCGGAAAGGCACACACUAAAAAUAACCCAGGAGAAGAUGCGUUCAGGAUGGAUGUAGCCAAGUUUACCACCGUUACCAAUACCUCGCAGGAUACCAACACCUCGAGAGCCCCAAUACCUCUCACGCAAACGGAGGUGGGCUCCGCGCUCAUAAUCCUUGUGGUCACCGUGAUCAUUCUGGUCACUAUCGUCGGUAACGUGCUGGUCAUCGUGGCCGUGCUCACCAGCCAGGCUCUCCGCGCCCCCCAGAACCUUUUCCUGGUGUCCCUGGCAUGUGCAGACAUCCUAGUGGCGACACUGGUCAUCCCGUUCUCCCUCGCCAAUGAGGUCAUGGGUUACUGGUACUUUGGGAGCACCUGGUGCGCCUUUUAUCUGGCACUGGAUGUCCUCUUCUGCACCUCAUCCAUAGUCCACCUGUGCGCCAUCAGUCUGGACCGCUACUGGUCAGUCACCAAGGCCGUGAGCUACAACCUGAAGCGCACCCCCAAGCGAAUCAAGUCCAUGAUAGCCGUGGUGUGGGUCAUCUCCGCCGUCAUCUCCUUUCCGCCUCUCAUCAUGACCAAGCACGACGAGCACGAGUGUCUGUUAAACAACGAGACCUGGUACAUCCUGUCCUCUUGCCUCGUGUCCUUCUUCGCCCCGGGCCUCAUCAUGAUCCUGGUGUACUGUAAGAUCUAUAAAGUGGCCAAGCAGCGCUCCUCCACCGUGUUCGUGGCUAAGAACGGCCUGGAGAGGCAGCCAUCCCAGUCGGAGACGUGCUUCGUGAGGAAGGAGCGGAUGGAGAGCCCCAGUAGCCAGAGCUCCGAGGACCACCACAGGCAGGAGGAGCUGGAUGAUAUCGACUUGGAGGAGAGCUGCUGUGCGUCGGACAUUAAACCACGGAGCCACCGCUUCUCCAAGCACAGGAAGGUGGAGGUCUCGGACUGCUGCCCGCGCCAGAGCUGCCGCCUCUCCUGGGCCUCGGCACGCGCCUCGCAGCUCUUCCAAGAUCCCAAAAACGCAACCAAUGCUGUCCUGGCGGCCCAGCGGCAGCACCUCGCAGCCCAUCGGCAGCACCUCGCGGCGGCAGUGUCCAAGACCAAAGUGGCCCAGAUGCGCGAGAAGCGCUUCACGUUCGUGCUGGCGGUGGUGAUGGGGGUGUUCGUGCUCUGCUGGUUCCCUUUCUUUUUCACAUACAGCCUGCACGCGAUCUGCAGGGAGAGCUGUUACAUACCCGGUGCGCUCUUCAACGCCUUCUUCUGGAUUGGCUACUGUAACAGCUCAGUGAACCCUAUCAUAUAUACCAUUUUCAACAGGGAUUUUCGUAAAGCGUUUAAGAAAAUCGUAUGCCGGACUUCAAAACGCACUAAUACCACUUGAAAAGAAGGGUCACUUUGAGGCUGUGACUGCCUGACUGUGCUUCACUGCUCAUCGAAACAGACGUCAGUUCUUCACCCAAGCGCGCAUCCCUGCACCUCUGAAUGACUAUAUUCAUUCCAAAAGGAACGUUUGUAUGUAAAUAAUAUGAUAUAAAAAUAUGUCUUGUUGUGCACAAAUGUGUGAAUAUUAGAAACAAUGUACAGAGGAAAUAGGAUAUAUUAAACAAAAGCUAAAUACAGCAUUGUCAUUGAUGAUUUAA
Messenger RNA from Coregonus clupeaformis (lake whitefish), 2074 nucleotides. RefSeq names its product alpha-2Db adrenergic receptor-like. Lineage: Eukaryota; Metazoa; Chordata; Actinopteri; Salmoniformes; Salmonidae. The coding region runs from base 445 to 1815 and encodes 456 amino acids. Gene Ontology annotation, molecular function: adrenergic receptor activity. The transcript has a single exon. Gene Ontology annotation, cellular component: membrane. The record is from RefSeq and is a predicted model, not a curated record. Gene Ontology annotation, biological process: adenylate cyclase-activating adrenergic receptor signaling pathway.